UGCGAGCCUUUUUUUUCUCCUUGCAUAAAUUAUGUUCAUGACGUAGUGCAAAAGGCCAAUUUUCGGGCAAUUUUGCGCGACUUUUGUGUCGGAAUGGGAUCGAACUGUGACACCUGAAGGAUCCCGGCGCUGAGGACAGAGUCUGAGGGGCCGUCGUCAUUAAAUAUUAAGAGAGGGAGCAGAUCCGGAGCCUCCUUAUCAAUGCAAAUGGCUCUUUUGUGCGCAGCCACAGAUCCUGUCUGGGAGCUGAGAUGAAUUUUUAAUUAUGUGUGACUGAAACAAACUGUGACACGGAGCUGGUUGUAAGAGAAUCACGGGGAAUAAGCUGCACAGACGCGGAUGCCAGGACAACAGUGACGGUGGUGGAGCAGAGAGCCAUGAACUCCCAGGAUCUCCCUGCCAAAGAUGCCCCACUCACUGUGAAUGAGCAGCCAUUCACUGUCUGACAGCAGAAGUCUUUUUUCAGCCAUUUAAAUCCUGCACUUUGAAAUUCCCUGCCAAAGACAACCAGGUCAUUGUGAUGUCCGGCCAUGAGACCAUCCGUGUGCUCGAGGUGGAGGUCGAUGCACCGCUGCCAUUGACAAUAACCAAUGUGAAGAGUGAAGGCAAAAUUGUGGAGGGAGUGGUUCGGGCCACAAAAGAGCAAACUGAGGGCGACGGCAGCACCCAGGAGGAACCCACUGUGCCCCAGAGCAGUGGGGGAAUAGUGCUGGGUGAGCAGCAGGUGGUGUCUGUCGAGGCUCCGACCCCCGCUGUCCAAACGCUGACCUCUGCUGUUCCCAUCAGUGUGUCCCUGACGCAGCCACAGGCCACCAUGCCCAUCACUGUACAAGGCUGUCCACAGGUGCUGACCCAGGAAAGUCUGGCCACGUUGAUGACCGGCAUGAUGGCCCAGACAGGGUCGCUGGGGCAGCCCCUGCUCAUCCCCCUGAGUAUGGCCGGCUCCAUUGGUGGUCAGGGGAGCCUGGCUCUUCUCACCCUCCCCACCACCAAUGUAGCGGCUCUCCCCGGGCUCACUGCAGCCAACACGGCUGCAAACCUCCUCAAGCUGCCCUUCGCUGGGCUUCAAGCUGCGACCGUCUUGAACUCUAUCCACCCCCAGCUACAAGCAAACGCUCAGACAUUGUUCCAGCCUCAAGCCGCCUCCAUGCAGCCGAUCCAAGCAGCUCUGCAGCAGGUGACGUCUCAGCCGACCCAGGUGACCAAUGCCCAGGUUACUGCCGCUCAGGUGGCGGCAGCCCAGGCUACCUCGGCGGCCACCAGCGUCGCUCAGUCCAACAUAUCUGUGGCAGCUCUGCAGACUGCAGGACUCUCCAUCAAUCCCGCUAUUAUCAAUGCAGCUUCUUUGGGAGCACAGCCCCAGUUCCUCAGUUCCCUCGCCUCCACCCCCAUCAUCACCAGCGCCAUGUCCAAUAUGGGGGGGAUCACGAGCCAGAUCAUCACAAAUGCCCAGGGACAGGUUAUAGGAACCCUCCCUCUGUUGGUGAACCCAGCCUCUCUGGCUGGAGGGACUGCGACGUCCACUCUCCCCCUCCAUGGUCUCCAGGUCCAGACUGUCACCCCGCAGCUGCUUCUCAACACCCAGGGUCAGAUCAUCGCCACUGUGGGGAAUGGACCGGUCACAGCUGCCACCUCUGCCGCGGUUCUGCCCAAAGCCGCUGCUCCUCCAAUGCUCAGCAAGCCUCACACACAGCCUUCGGUAACUACUGUCACUCAGUCUCCAGUUGUCAUCGCCCCGCAGCCGUCUGUUCUGAAGACCGCCACCACGCUCUCCCCCACGGUACCCAUCACCUGUGGAGACAUAGCAAAAGUGGGCCAGCUUGUCAGCAAACCCCAGCAGGUAGUCAGCAGCGAGGAGGGCAUUAAUCUGGAGGAAAUUCGCGAGUUUGCCAAGAAUUUCAAGAUCCGUCGACUGUCCCUGGGGCUUACGCAGACGCAAGUAGGACAGGCUCUGACCGCAACUGAAGGUCCGGCUUACAGCCAGUCUGCCAUUUGCAGGUUUGAAAAGCUGGAUAUCACCCCAAAGAGUGCUCAGAAGCUGAAGCCAGUGCUGGAGAAGUGGCUGGCUGAGGCCGAGCACUGGAACCAGAAGGGCCAGCAGAACCUGAUGGAGUUCGUUGGCGGUGAACCUUCCAAAAAACGCAAGCGGCGCACAAGUUUCACACCGCAGGCGAUAGAAGUCCUGAACUCUUACUUUGAGAAGAAUGCCCUACCGACGGGUCAGGAGAUCACUGAAAUUGCGAGAGAGCUGAACUACGACCGAGAGGUUGUGAGAGUUUGGUUCUGCAACCGGCGACAGACGCUGAAAAACACGAGCAAGAUCAAUGUCUUCCAGGUUCAGUAGCGACCUCGUCCUGGGAGAGUUCGCCGCUGAUCGUUAGUCCUUUUUGAAAGCAGAGCAUUUAAUAUGAAGACACAGAUGUAAAUAGUGCUGUAAAUAUGAUUUAAACUCUGUAAAAGCUGAGAGAAUAUGAACUUUUUUGAGAAAAAUAUGGAAAUACAUGAAUGAAGGUUUAUGAGAGAUAAGCAGAAAUAAGUUACUAUUGUGUUUGAAUUCAAAGUGCAUGGUCCGCUCAUCAUAUUUAAAAACAUUUUAUGAACUUUUGUACAAGUGGUUUUAUAGGCUGCCCUUCUGACUUCUUUCAAGUGGGCAAACAUUGAUUAAUAUUGAGUUUAAUCACAUUUUGACAUGAUGACUGACAUUCUGCUCUGAUGUGCUUUUACCACCACGGAUGGUUUCACAUGUUUUGCUCUUCAUUAACUUUAUAUUCACUCAGUAUUUGCACUGCAUGAGCAGUUCUGGAAACGAGUAAGAGACAGACAGACAUGAGACUGUUACAAGCUGUCUAAAGGAAUGCCAAAAAAUCACUUUGUCCUCGAAUUGACUCCGGAUUCUUUGGGACAAUCAUCAUUUCGAUAUUUGUUAUUGAUAAUCACAGAGAUUGAUUUAAAAACUCGUCAUUUCCUGUAGUUUGGCUUCGAUCGUUUCAUCCAGCAGUAUGACAGACGUCACAUGUCGGGCGUUCAUAGAAACGGUUGUUUCUGAUGUUCCACAGACAACAGAGAGGUUCCUAUCACAAUAAUACUGUGGCUCGGGCUCUUGACCUUGAUGCAGGCGCGUUUCAGUUUUUUCUAAAGUAUCGUUUCUCUUGCGAGUUACUGACUGUGGAAAAAUACUGUAUGUGGGUGACACUUGUGUGAAUUUAUUACUGUCUGUCGUCUUUUUAUGCGUUCUGUUUAAUGCGCUUAUCGUACUCUGAGAGUAUUUUGUAUUUUUAUCUGUUGAUUGUUCCCUUAAUGCUUCGACAGUGCUUCAGUGACAUUUUUCUUCUCUAGUUACGUAAUAUUUUCAAGAAAGGACCUUAAUUUGACCUGAGAUAUUUGUGCCAGACUCUUCCCUCAUACUAAACCUAAUAUCAGUCAAAUGGAUUUACUAAAUUUAAAAAAAAAGGAAGAAUUAACUGUUUUACUAAGAAGAUUUUAUGGUUGAUGUGUUCUGACUUUCGAACUGACUGAGUCCAGUGUGGAGUUAUAAAAUGUAUAGGAACAAGACUGUGGCAGUUCUUUGCCAACUCUUUAAGAAUUGUUUGCACUUUAGUGGAAGUUGAAGUGUUAUGGAUGGUGUGUAUGUGCAGUGCAAGGUUUCCGUUGAUGUUUUGUAAAAGAAUUUCAUUUCUGUGUUGUAAGAGUUUUUAAAAAGCAGGAGGCUUUGCUUUGCUACGUGUAUCAAUACAGGCAAAACUGCAAUCAUCUUCAACUAAGUUUAAUGUUCUUCUUAUGCAGAUGAAAUUUAAUGUACUGCAGUUUAAUUAUAAAACCGGUAUUUUUUGGGGAGUUUGUGAAUGAUACGAUAAAUGGUGCAAUUUAUGUUCCACCCCAUAUUUGCCUUUUUAACAACGGUACAUCUACAUUGCAGUGGACUGAAAACAAUUAAUAUAACAUAGAACUUAAACAGGUUUUACCUUCAUGUUCAAUAUGGGAAGACAAUAUAUGCAACAUCCGUUAUUAUACUAAGAUAUCAAUACAGAAAAGAGGAGCUUAAUUAAAUCAAUAAGGUUUCAGCUCUUUGUUUUUUGGCAAAGCACAUAAGAAGUUAAGGUCUUAGUGACAUGAGGGAAAAAAAAGAAAUGUCAGAUGCUUUUUUUUGUCAUUUUUUCUCAAAUGAA
This is a messenger RNA of Paralichthys olivaceus (Japanese flounder), 4166 nucleotides long. Lineage: Eukaryota; Metazoa; Chordata; Actinopteri; Pleuronectiformes; Paralichthyidae. The record is from RefSeq and is a predicted model, not a curated record.